AUGAACCAACCCUCCGCCAACGCACCCGGAAUGAAGCGUCUGUUAGGUGUUUUCCGUGGACGGCUUUUUUUGGCCAUUUUAGUAUUAGUGGGGUUUGUGACAAGCGCCGACGGAAACUAUAGCAUACCCGAAGAGCUGAUCCACUGCUAUCGGGGGAAUGGAACGCUACCGGGACCACCGCAUACGCUACCAUUUCUGUUGGAGCUGAUUCGGAAGAUCGAACGCCAUAAUCCCACCACGCUAGAUAUACGAAUGCUUAGCGCUGAACUUAUUCACCGACUCCGCGUAGAUGGCAUUGAGAAGGUUCCGGGCGUGGCCGAAACGCAAUGGGUCACCCCGCACAGUCCGCGCGGUAUAAUGGUGCCCAAGUAUGCACUCCAACGGCAGCUGGUGUCGAACGUACCGGGACGAAUAGAUUUCGAAGCCUUCCUAACACCGUUCGAGAUCUGUAACCUGCACCGGAUGCUGAGCAGUUCCGUUGAACCGUACCAGCGGGAAAACGAACGGCUCACCUGCCCAAUUACGCUGAUGAGCAGCAACGGAAAUGCGCAAGUACCAUGGAUCACACAGAACAAAUCGCAGAAGAGCAAUUCCAAUCAGACGACGUUUGCGCGCCCCUUAUCACGCUGUCCAAUGGAGCGGGGAACCUGUCAUACCGCGGACUAUGGUACGAUUUCGCCAGGUGUGGUCAUCAUGUCGAUUGCUGCCGGUCUUCAGCCACAGACCGUGCUGCUCAGCGAGUUUGUGACGGCUUACAGGAAGAAAAAUCCCUACGAAAAUCUGGAAACCAUGGACAAAGCGGACACGCGCAAGCAGCUGGAGAAAUUGUUUGCAUCGCUCGAAUCGAUCGAUAACAUGUAUGCGGCUGGGUUGGCGGGCGAUUUGGCUGAGGUUUGCCUGUACCAAGGACCGGCCCUCGUGAGGGACGUUGUGGUCGGGCUGGCUGGCACCUGGAACGAUACUUACUUUCCACGCACGCGCUAUCUGAGCGAAAACCACGCGGGACGGUGGGAAAUGACGGACAGUGAAAUAUUGGCCGGUAUCGAUGGGUUUUUCUUGGCGCAACAAACUCCCCAGCUCUAUAAACGAUUGCGCCGUCUGAGACUUUCGCAAGUGCUGGAGAUGUUCUACAGUGAUCGCGGUAUUCCUGUGACCGCCAUCGAAACCAUCUCCCACCGGAGACGCAUCGGGUUUGGCCAUGGACAUGGUAGACCACCCAAGACCGGUUCACUACAAUCCACCGGAAACGGCCAAGAAUCAGUGGAAAGGGCUCAGUUCAGUGCGAAAGCAAUAGGAGGUACACGGUUCCACGCGGUCUUUGACCGUGAAGAGGUUGAAGAAACCCCAACCGAAAAGCAAACGGUGGAUGUGACGCGUGCCUGCCAACGGAAGGACAUUCUCCGUUCGAUCGAAGCGGAUAAGCUGAAGCAGGAAACGUACAAAUUUGUUGAACUGUUGCAAUAUACCACCGGCAGCGUGAUCGUCGAUGAGCGUCUCAUGCAGAACAUCUGCAACGCAACGGUAGACAAGUUUUUCGAGCAAGCCAACCUGCUGCUGGACACGGUUGCCGACUGUCCGGCGAUGUCCGGUUCGGGAACGUUCACCGUAAAACCCAACGUUGAUCUUACGGUUGUGCUGGAUGGGUCUCGUGAUGAGUAUCACAAUCUGCAACUAAUAUCCUAUUUGGUGGAUUUAAUUGAUGUCUCCACAUACGGAUCAUCGCUCUCCGUUGUACACGGUACUACGGGACAAUAUAUGGUGAAUAAGACGAACAGUAUUUCUACGGCAUUCGAGGAACUUCUUCGCUUUCAAGGAUCGUUUCCCCGGCAGCUAUCGCUCUCUAGAAGUUUUGCCUCGAUCGUUACAACGCUUGCCGCACAGAUGGAUGCAGAACGAUCGAACUUUACUGUCGGUUCCAAUGCUCCGGUCGUGCUGGUAUUUGCUCAGUCGCACCGUAUAGCCAAUGCAGACUUUGAAAGUACCCGCCGUAUGUUGCGUGGAUCGUUCGAACAGUUUCCCGAUCUAUACUUUGGCUUUGUCACGAACGAUGCAGCAACAUUCCGACAGCUGACGAACUUUAACGAUACAAUGCACACCCGAUCCUUAGACGAGCAUUAUCACAUUAUGGAAACUUCACAAACAUCGAUCGCAAGUUUUGCUGGCCAACUCGCACCAAUGGUACGAGGUAUACCUCAACGAUUGAUAGCGCCCAACUGCCACACCGCCAGCAAUCGUGACUUUUGGCGUGCGGCAGUGGUGCGCGAAGAGUACGAACAGUAUCUCUCGCCGGGUGUUGAGUUGCGGUACCGCUUGGGACAGCUGUUCCUGCGCAACAGUGAGCACGUACGCGUACAGUUUAUGAACACGGAUUACGGUGAGUUUACCGUGUGUGAAGGUCGCAACCAUCGUGCUGUGCCGGACAACUGCCAAACGACGGGUCCCGGUGCGGAAAGCCUGUGGUUCAAUCACACCCGUCCGUGCGAUGGCAUUAUGGAUCAGGCGUGCCGUUCGCUUUACUAUACCGUACGGUUGGAAAAUUCUAAUGUGCUGUGCAACGAAAACGAUUGUCGCUAUCCGGAUCAGGUACGGUUCGUUAUACGGCACGAAGGCAUUCGCUGUAUGGGAGAUAAUAGCGCUGCGAGAAAGACACAUUAUUUACAUUCCCUUUGGAUGGUUAUUUGCAUUGGAGUGAUCGUUAGGCUACUUUCGUAG
Anopheles marshallii is the source of this 2712-nucleotide messenger RNA. RefSeq lists its product as uncharacterized. Lineage: Eukaryota; Metazoa; Arthropoda; Insecta; Diptera; Culicidae. The record is from RefSeq and is a predicted model, not a curated record. The transcript is spliced from 7 exons. Bases 1 to 2712 code for a protein of 903 amino acids.